This is a messenger RNA of Spirometra erinaceieuropaei, 631 nucleotides long. The record is from the annotation of a GenBank genome assembly. NCBI's taxonomy places the organism in Eukaryota, Metazoa, Platyhelminthes, Cestoda, Diphyllobothriidea, Diphyllobothriidae.
AUGUCUCCAGCCCUCGUCGCUGCUAACAAAAGUGCCAUCAAACGGGGUGGUGCGGAGACUGGCCGAAUUAAUCCCUACCUCUGGGUUUUGGACGGCCUGGUGUCAGCCAUCACCAAGACGGCUUAUAGGGGACCUGAGAAUUCCAGCGUCCAGUUAAAGAAAUAUAUGAUGCGAUGGUUGAAGAUCAACCUACAGAAACUUGGCAAGAAAUACAAAAAGUAUAACGGCGUUCCAAAAGUGGACACGAAGGUCCUCGGUCAAUCUUUGAGGCAGGAGGGCCCAAACCCAAGAGUGUCCGCUGCGGAUCUACAUUUUGCGACAGUUCAGGCGGUCCCAGGCUUCAUUCAGCACACUUUAUAUGCGAAUGAUCAGAACGCAGACUGCCAGUCAGGUAGGUGCACCUUAACUCCUCAUAUGCAUACCAGACUACUACGCUGUCAAGGGCGAACGUUGCCUUCAAAGGGAAGAUUUGAUGGACGUCGAAGUACUCAGGUCCCAUCACCUGCACAAUCAGCGCAGUCGCCGCGUAAGUCGCCUGACACUGACUUUUCAUCCACUUGUCUGUUUCUAGAUAUCACAGCCCAGUAUGAGCACUGCAGUGCAAGUUUCUAGAUAUCACAGCCCAGUAUGA